This is a messenger RNA of Daucus carota subsp. sativus, 678 nucleotides long. RefSeq names its product receptor-like protein 43. Bases 1 to 678 code for a protein of 225 amino acids. Gene Ontology annotation, molecular function: protein binding. The record is from RefSeq and is a predicted model, not a curated record. The transcript has a single exon. NCBI's taxonomy places the organism in Eukaryota, Viridiplantae, Streptophyta, Magnoliopsida, Apiales, Apiaceae.
AUGCUCAAUGGGUCACUGACCGGCUUCAUCUGUAAUUCAAGCCUUCUUCAGAUUCUAAAUUUGUCUCGUAACAAUUUGAGUGGUGUACUCCCCAUUUGUCAAACAAAUUUUUCCAGUCUCUUAGUGUUUGAUCUGCCUAUGAAUAACAUCCGGGGAAACAUCCCAGCUACCUUAUCAAAAAUCCGUUAUCUAGAAACUAUAAAUUUGAAUAGUAAUCAGUUGGAAGGAAGAAUUCCUUCUUCUUUUGCUGAAUUUGAAUUUUUACAAGUUCUUGAUCUUGGAAACCAUCAAAUGAAUGGUGCAUUUCCACAGUGUUUGGAAGCUCUUCCAAAUCUCCAAGUUCUUGUUCUGAAAUCAAAUAGGUUUCAUGGUGUUAAAAAAAAGAGUUCUAAGAUUGAACACCCGUUUCCUAGCUUGAGAAUCAUUGAUCUGUCGUACAAUGAGUUUUCAGGCCCACUUCCAGCAAUUUAUCUUAGAAACUUUAAAGCUAUGAUGAACGGUGAAGUGAAUAAGAUAGCGCGUAGUUACAUGGAGAGGCAGUAUUACAGUGAUUCGACAAGUCUAGUGAUUAAAGGCGUAGAUUUGGUGUUAGAAAGAAUUUUAACUAUUUUCACAACAAUUGAUAUAUCAAGCAACAAUUUUGAAGGGAAGAUUGCUGAAUAUAUAUUGGAAAUUUAG